Molecule: messenger RNA, 1416 nt
Organism: Capronia coronata CBS 617.96
Lineage: Eukaryota; Fungi; Ascomycota; Eurotiomycetes; Chaetothyriales; Herpotrichiellaceae
Exons: 1
Coding region: 1-1416 (471 amino acids)
Source: RefSeq, a predicted model, not a curated record
AUGACGGCCAAACAUCAGCCAUGGUGUUCUCUUCAGGAGACCAUCCAACUCAACCAAUUCUACAGCUUGGAUGAGGCCCAAUUGCUUAGGCAGAUCGAACAAGCUUUCCAACCAGAACUGGGGCGGCUAAAAUGUGCACGAGCGGUCGAAGGCACCGAACAGCAACGGCAGGCCAAUGGCACAGCUGACCGACCGACUCCCUCGCAGAUCCUCUAUGGGACCAACUACGACGAGAUCAACCGAACGCUUGUUGGUAUCCUGGCGUUGCGCUGGAUUCAUAACGGCGACUAUGAACGAUUUACUUGCGGCCAGCAGGCCGAGUAUCGGUUGACCAGAGAAUCAUUCGAAUGGCUGGGUCAGUUGUUCGCGGCUGGUCUCCAAUGUGCAGAUGAUCUGUUUGCUCUUGUGCUGUCGAUGGUCAUCAACGACCUGGGAAAAGACCCCAAUCUUGAAGUGGACUAUUUCCACACAACUCACCUUCAAUUACCGGAGAAGAAUCAUGACAGUCUACUGCUAGAGGCUGCCAAGGCUGGCAUGAUUCCUGCCCUAGAUUAUCUUAGUCCCGAAAAGCGACAGGAGGUCAUGCUGGGAUUGGACCUCGGUUCUGAACUCAAUGCGGGUCAACUCGCACAGGCGGAAAGUGUCCCAGUCAACUUAGAAGGCCUUCUCGACAUGAGAGGUCACGAACACGCGUUCAACUUGAAAUUCUUGGAGCAAAUUCUCGACGUUGCCGGCGCGGCUGGACACAUAGAUUCGAGGGGGGCCAAAAACCUGAUCGAACCUGUUUUCCAGGCGUUCAAAACAGUCCACGAAGUUUCGCUGGACAUCAUAGCCGGCAGGUCCAGUCUGCGGCAAGGGUAUGAUAAGGUCCUCACGAAGAGGGGAAACAUGCUUUUCAUCAAAGGCUUCCGUCGGCUGAGCGUCAGUGAUAAGGAGGACCGGGCACUGUUGAGGUUACUGACAAUGGGCCGCACAGCCGAUCUUGAGCAAGCAGAAUUGUUUUCCAAGGCGUUCCACGGACUGGACAAACGAGAUAAGGAACAGCUCGUCGCUGGCCUUAAUGUCGAUGGGAAUGUAAAUGAGACUGCGGUGCUCCCUUACUACAUGCCCGCCAUCAUUUCCACUGCGCUGCAAAACACAAAAGACUCUGACGACAACAGCAAAGCGAGAGCACUCGCAAGCCUGAUGAGAUACCUUGCCAAAGUCUUGGGCAGCCCUGGGGUAGGCUUGCCUGGCUUCGCGGGAGAUGCUGUCUACAACGGCGAGGUCCCUGGGAUCAUUAUAGAACGGAACAUGUCGAAAGCGCAGCAUGUCAUCAACAGUCCAGAAUUCAGAAACAACCCGGAUCUGUUGGACGGCCUAGCCAUCCCUGAUGGUCAAGUGCUUCAACGACGAAGGACCAGUCAGACUUGGUAA